Monomorium pharaonis (pharaoh ant) is the source of this 4100-nucleotide messenger RNA. It is a transcript of the gene Bsg25D, whose product is annotated as ninein. The transcript is spliced from 6 exons. The record is from RefSeq and is a predicted model, not a curated record. Bases 248 to 3682 code for a protein of 1144 amino acids. NCBI's taxonomy places the organism in Eukaryota, Metazoa, Arthropoda, Insecta, Hymenoptera, Formicidae. Gene Ontology annotation, cellular component: centrosome. Gene Ontology annotation, biological process: microtubule anchoring at centrosome. Gene Ontology annotation, molecular function: calcium ion binding.
GUUUUGGAACACAGCUGAGUCAGUCGAUGGUUGUUGAUGGUUGUUAGAGCUAGUCAAAGUUGGUCGGAGUUAGUCUUAUGGUUUGAGAACUCUAGUACACUCUAGUAUCGAGUCUAAUAUGUUUGAAAAUAGUGUGUAGCAGUUUUUGCAAAAAUUUUUUACCUUCUGUUCAGUAAUUGGAAGUACAAAAAUUAUUAGAGAUAUGUUAUGAAGAUUAACAUCAAUUAGGAAAUAAUAAAGGAGAGACAUGGCUGAGCAUAGCAGUGAUCUUUAUGAGCAACAGCUUUUUGCUGUAUUUGAAAGCUGUUUGUCAAAAGGAGAGGAUGAACUGGAUGAAGAGAAUCUGUUUUCUAUUUGCAAUAAAUUACACCUUGACGAAUUGAUUGAGGAAUUGAAAUUGUGCAUUUGCAAACAUCAUCCGAAUAAACAAACGAUAUCCUUUCAGGAAUUCAGAGAUGGUUUAUUACUCUUGUUGAAAAAAUCUCAAGGUUUAAUGAGCACGAAGCAACAUACUGUACAACAACCAUACUAUAAUUUAAAUAUGUGCAAUGUUGAUGUCGAUAAAAGUCAAGAUUUACCAUCGGUAAUGAGCUUACCACUAGUUUCGAGGGCUCAUCCUCGAGAUAUGAAAGCUGGCGUUAGAAUGGAUGAGAAUAGACUGAUACACUUAUGGGAGAAAAUUAAGGUUUAUUUAAUGGGAAACGCGGAUCCUGCGACAAUACAAUUUAUAUCAAAUUGCUUAGAAAUUCCACAACUUCCGAAACAAAUAACGGAAUCUAUCUUUGAGAGUCUCGAUCACAAUUGUGAUGGAUUGAUAAGCUUUGAUGAGUUCGUAAUUAUAUUUCAAACUAGAACAAGUAGAGGUCUCACUUUGCGAGAGAAUGUUGCAUCUCGCAGUAGUAUUACUAACAUAAACUGCGAUAUAAAUACAUUAGAUUUUAAUACAUGUCCUUCUCAUAAAAUUAGUCUGCUACAAACUAACGGAGAUUUGGAUAAGAAGAUUGGAAAAAUCACUGGUGUCUCUAGUGCAAAAGCACAAAUGCUAUCGUCCUCGAGUGGAGCUCUCGAUGCUUUGAAUACAAGUCUCGCGGAAAUAACGACCAUUGUAUGCGACGAACUCAAAAAUUUGAAUGAAUCACUAGAUAAUAGUAGCAUUCAGGCUCAUAUUAGUUUAUUACGAGAAAUGAUGAUUGUCCAUCAAGAUGAACAACGCAAUCUAAUCGCUGUAAUAGAAAACAUGAAGGUGGAAAGAGAAAAGAUGCGGACCGACACGUUAGAGGCCAACGAACGAGCGAAUUCGUUGGCGCAGGAGAUUGACGAGUAUCAUAUUGAAUUGGAGAAGAUAAGGAAAGACAUGCAGAGACAGAGUGAACAGCGUUAUGCCGAAAUCACGAAAGAAUUAUCGGAUCAAUAUAACAUGGAACGAGAGAUGGACGCUGCGGCACUCAAAUCGAAGGAUGAUCAGUUACAGACGCUACAAAAGGAGAAUCACGAUAUGAAGAAUAAAGUUGUCAACAUUUUACGAGAGAGUCAAAUGCUCGAGGCGGAAAAUAAAACUCUUCUUAGUCAGAUUGAAAAGUUGCGGUUAUCUAAUAACGAUUUGUUAACUCAAAUCAAAGUAUUAGACGCAGAGCACGAUGAGAUACAAAAUAUAGAAACCAAGCAACAGGAGCAAGUUACCUUUUUCGUCGAUCGUAUUAAACAGUUGCAGUCCGAAGUGACUCUUUUGCGAGAUCAAAACGAUGAGCUUAAUGCAGAAUUGGAAAAUUUAAAAUGUUACGGCAAAGGUACGAGAUACGAGACGCCAUCCUCUUUAGCGUACGAUUUACAAUUGGAUGAGAAUCAACGGGAGAACGACGAUACGACACAAGGGUUUCAAGUGGAUCGACAGAUCAGCAAUGAAAAAGCGUCGUUUAUCUUUGCCCUUGAUUUGCCAAUAGAAGCUCAGACCGAUUUCGCCAAUUCUGGCGAUACAUUGGAAUGUAAAAGAGAUAUAAUUAUUGAACAUGUGAUUGUAAAGGAUCUGGAAAAUGUAUUAUCGACAAGUGCAAAAUGCCUGUCGGAAAAGUGUGCUUUGACAGAGGGUAUAUCGAGAUUAAUCGUUGACUUGCGAUCAAAACUUGCGCUACGUUGUCCCGCGCGAGACUCGGAGAAAAGUAUAGCAUGUGAACUUGAAAUGGAGUGUGAGCAACGAACUAACGAGUCCUUACGAGAUUUAGUCAUUUCGAAAAUACCAAAAUCAUCUUCCACGAAACGUACAACGAUGUCGAAUAGCGCGGAAGCACCCAAUAAUUUUACUGGUCAAGAUGCAAAAAAUCUAACGCAAAACAAGGUAACGAGUCUUAGAGAUUAUCCACCGCGUAAAGAAGAACAUUCUGUGGAUCAGUGCAAAGCUAACAAGGAGAGAAAUGGUUCCUCGAACAUUCCAACGUCCCAGAGCGAAAGUCAAAGUGUUUCAAAAAUCGCCAUGGCAAAUGCAGAAUUAUUGGAGAUCGAGAAAAAGCAAUUGACCGAACGUUGUCAAGAACUCGAACGAAGUUUAGAUUUACUAAAGGCAGAAUACGAAGAAUGUGAGGAUUAUUGGGCUGCCAAAUUAGAAGAAGAAAGGCAGCUCUUUGAACAAGAACAAAAGAUAAGUGAUGACAAACUUGUAGAACUUAUUAAUAAAAUAACAGAGUAUGAAGAAUUAAUUAGCCCCUCGGAUAAAUCGAAAAAUAAUGGACGAUUGUCUCCUAUAGAAGAAAAGUUUAACUUGGAGCAACAGUAUAUAGAUCUCGAGGAAGAAUUUGAAAAGUGGAAAAUCCAAACCGAGAACGACAUUUUUCAAAAGAAUUUAGAAAUUGGAGACCUGCGUGAAAAGUUAAGGCUAGUGGAACAACCGAUUACAAAUGACUUCUAUGUACAAGUACCAGAUGAAAUUUCUUUACCAACAUUCUCAGAUUCAUCGCAUUGUAAAUCUUCCAGUAUAUCUAGUAUUCUAUCGACUAAUGAAACAUUCAUAAAUAUGGAUUUAUGUGGCACAAACAGUCAUACUUGGCCCGAAUUUUCGUUAUCCAAUAAUCUGAACAGAUUGUGUAAACAAGAUGAUAACAUUGAUAGUCAUACUAGUCUAUAUACACAUACCGAAUGCCCUAUAAAAAUAGUAAAAAGUAUAAAUAAAGAUAAAAAUAUACAUCACAAUAAUCCACAUCUUUUACCUACUAAAACUAUGUUAGCGAUGAAAGAGGAAAAUAAAUGCGAUUUGGAAUUUAAAUUGAUACAUGAUGUAACAAAGGAAACCAGCGAUAUACGCUCACAAAACAAUGCCCAACGACAAGUAGGUUGCGUUGAUCUAAAUAUUUUUCAAAAUUUAAAAAUGAAAUUUUACACACAAGAACGCAAGAAACGGCAUUUGCAGCGUUACAUUAAACAACAACGGCAGUAUAUUGAAAAAUUAUUGCAGCAUAUUAUGAUGCAGCACCAAAUGGAAGUAUGUGAGUUACAGUGCCUUCUUCGUAAUACCCAGGAAAGACUUCAGAUACAAGUUCAAACGACUAUUGAUCAGGCUGAUAAACUAGCGAGUGCUGAUAUAUUGGUAAAGGAUUUGUAUAUAGAAAACGCAUGUCUAACGUCGCACAUGAAACGCUUGCAAGAACGAUAUUUCAUCUUAACGGGCCUCGACGUAGAAUCGACUUCGAUGUGAUGUCUACAAAUAGUUGUUAUUUAUAAUUGUAAUAAAUUAUCGUUUUUUAUAUGUAUUCAAUAAUUUAUAUUAUUUAUUUUGUCAUGUAAAAUUAUUAAUUAACGAUAUACAAGUGAUGGACCGCUAUGGAACUCAGGGAUGCGAUGUUCAGAAAAUGUAUGUUACAACACAGGUGCCUUCAGUUUUUAAUUUGAUUUCAAACUAAAGUGAGAGAUUGGCUUUAAUGUACAUCGAUACAUCGUAGAGUUAAUUUUAUUAUAAAUAAAUCUUAAACUUUAAGAGCGAUGUAUGAUAAAUAAGAGAGUAAAAAGUAUCAAUAAAUUAAUCUAUUAUUUCAUUAAAUAAGUAGUACAAUAGAAUGGCUUUUUGUGUGUGUAAAGGUGACUAUACGAAACAAUAUAAGCAAUGUACGCAAGUA